Lepus europaeus (European hare) is the source of this 3272-nucleotide messenger RNA. RefSeq names its product peroxisomal biogenesis factor 6 (gene PEX6). Gene Ontology annotation, cellular component: peroxisomal membrane; cytosol. The coding region runs from base 66 to 3005 and encodes 979 amino acids. The record is from RefSeq and is a predicted model, not a curated record. Gene Ontology annotation, biological process: protein import into peroxisome matrix. The transcript is spliced from 17 exons. Lineage: Eukaryota; Metazoa; Chordata; Mammalia; Lagomorpha; Leporidae. Gene Ontology annotation, molecular function: ATP hydrolysis activity; ATP binding.
UGGUCCCAGGGUCGCCGGCUCCGGAAGCCGGGCUCCUUCAGGCUGCUCAUUGGUCUCCUGUCACCAUGGCGCUGGCUGUGUUGCGGGUGCUGGAGCCCUUCCCCACUGAGACACCCCCGUUGGCUGUGCUGCUCCCGCCCGGGGGCCCGUGGCCUGCGGCGGGACUGGGCCUGGUGCUGGCUCUGCGACCUGCAGGGGAGAGCCCGGCGGGGCCGGCUCUGCUUGUGGCGGCCCUCGAGGGGCCGGGCGCGGGGACGGAAGAGCAGGGCCCUGGGCCCCCGCAGCUGCUGGUUAGCCGCGCGCUGCUCCGGCUCCUGGCGCUGGGCUCGGGGGCGUGGGUGCGGGCUCGUCCCGUGCGGCGGCCCCCGGCACUAGGCUGGGCGCUACUUGGCACCUCGCCGGGGCCGGGCUUCGGGCCGCGAGUCGGGCCGCUGCUGGUGAGGCGCGGAGAGACCCUGCUAGUGCCCGGGCCGCGGGUCCUGGAGACGCGGCCGGCGCUGCAAGGGCUGCUGGGCCCGGGGACGCGGCUGGCCGUGACCGAGCUCCGCGGGCGGGCGAGGGUGUGCCCGGAGACGGGGGACAGCAGCCGGCCCCCAGCCGCGCCUGUCGUGUCCUCUUUCGCCGUUUCCAAUACGGUCCGACGACUCCAAGGAGUUCUGGGAGGGACUGGAGAGUCACUGGGGGUGAGCCGGAGCUGUCUGCGCGGCCUCGGGCUCUUCCAGGGCGAGUGGGUGUGGGUGGCUCGGGCCGGCGAGGCACCGAGCACUUCCCAGCCGCACUUGGCCACGGUGCGGGUCCUGGAGCCUCGCUGGGACCUCUCUGAGAGGCUGGGACCCGGCUCUGGGCAGGUGAGAGAGCCGCUCGCCGACGGUCUGGCGCUGGUGCCUGCCUCUCUGGCUUUUAAUCUCGGCUGUGACCCCCUGGAAGUGGGAGCACUCAGCAUCCAGAGGUACCUGGAAGGCUGCACUGCCCCUGAAGGCAAGGGAAGCUGCUCCUUGCUCGGCGGACCUCCGUUUGCCAGAGAGUUACACAUCGAGAUUGUAUCCUCUCCCCACUACAGCACUAACGGGAACUAUGACCAAGCGCUUUACCGGCACUUUCAGACACCCAGGGUAGUCCAAGAAGGGGAUGUCCUGUGUGUGCCAACGGUGGGGCAAGUAGAGGUCCUGGAAGGAAGCCCAGAUAAACUGCCCAGGUGGCGAGAGCUGUUCUUUAAAGUGAAGAGAACGAUCGGGGAGGUUGCAGAUGGGCCAGCCAGCACCUACUUGGCUGACACCACCCAUACUUCCUUGUACAUGGUGGGUUCCACCCUGAGCUGCGUUCCCAGUCUGCCUUCAGCAGGCGCUCCGUGGAGCACCUUGUCUCCUCCGGGCCUGGAGGGCUUGGUGGCUGAGAUCUGUGCUGCCCUGAAGCCUCGCCUCCAGCUGGGAGGGGCCUUGCUGACGGGAACUAGCUGUGUCCUCCUGCGGGGCCCCCCAGGCAGUGGGAAGACCACAGCGGUCAUGGCGGCCUGCGGUCGCCUUGGGCUCCACUUACUGAAGGUGCCCUGCUCCAGCCUCUGUGCAGACAGCAGUGGGGCUGUGGAGACAAAACUACAGGCCAUCUUCUCCCAGGCCCGCCGCUGCCGGCCUGUGGUCCUGCUGCUGACAGCCCUGGACCUCCUAGGCCGAGACCGUGAUGGGCUGGGCGAGGAUGCCCGGGUGGUGGCCGUGCUGCGUCACCUCCUCCUCAAUGAGGACCCCCUCAGCAGCCGCCCUCCCCUCAUGGUUGUGGCCACCACAAGCCGGGCCCAGGACCUGCCUGCUGACGUGCAGACAGCAUUUCCACACGAGCUGGAGGUGCCCGUGCUGUCAGAGGGGCAGCGGCUCAGCAUCCUGCGGGCCCUCACUGCCCACCUCCCCCUGGGCCAAGAGGUGAACCUGGCACAGCUGGCACGGCGGUGUGCAGGCUUCGUGGCCGGGGAUCUCUGUGCCCUUGUGGCCCACAGCAGCCGGGCAGCCUGCACCAGGAUCAGGAGCUCAGGUUUGCCGGGCGGCUGGAGCGAGGAGGAUGAGCGGGAGCUGUGUGCAGCCGGCUUUCCCCUUCUGGCUGAGGACUUCGGGCAGGCGCUGGAGCAGCUGCAAACGGCUCACUCCCGGGCCGUGGGAGCCCCCAAGAUCCCCUCGGUGUCCUGGCAUGAUGUGGGCGGGCUGCAGGAGGUGAAGAGGGAGAUCCUGGAGACCAUUCAGCUCCCCCUGGAGCACCCUGAGCUGCUGAGCCUGGGCCUGAGGCGCUCAGGCCUUCUGCUCCACGGGCCCCCUGGGACAGGCAAGACCCUCCUGGCCAAGGCGGUAGCUACGGAGUGCAGCCUCACCUUCCUCAGUGUGAAGGGGCCAGAGCUCAUCAACAUGUACGUGGGCCAGAGUGAGGAGAACGUGCGGGAAGUGUUCGCCAGGGCCAGGGCUGCGGCGCCAUGCAUUAUCUUCUUUGAUGAGCUGGACUCCUUGGCCCCAAGCCGGGGGCGAAGUGGAGACUCUGGAGGAGUGAUGGACAGGGUGGUGUCACAGCUCCUGGCCGAGCUGGACGGGCUUCACAGCACUCAGGAUGUGUUUGUGAUCGGAGCAACCAACAGACCAGACCUCCUGGACCCUGCCCUUCUGCGGCCUGGCAGAUUUGACAAGCUGGUGUUUGUGGGUGCAAGUGAGGACCGGGCUUCCCAGCUGCGUGUUCUGAGCGCCAUCACACGCAAAUUCAAGCUUGAGCCCUCGGUGAGCCUGGUGAACGUGCUGGACUGCUGCCCGCCCCAGCUAACAGGUGCAGACCUGUACUCUCUCUGCUCGGAUGCCAUGACAGCUGCCCUCAAACGCAGGGUUCGUGACCUGGAGGAAGGGCUGGAGCCGGCCAGCUCGGCCCUGCUGCUCACCAUGGAGGACCUGCUGCAGGCCGCCGCCCAGCUGCAGCCCUCGGUCAGUGAGCAGGAGCUGCUGCGGUACAAACGCAUCCAGCGCAAGUUUGCUGCCUGCUAGGAGCCCCCUGCAGACCGGGACUCUGCCCACAGUGGCGAAAGGUACCCAGGUGGCCCCACAGAGAGACCUGAGAGGAAAGGGUCCUUGCUCAGGCUGCUGCCCACGAUGCACCUGAAGACCACCUCCCUCCAGGAGAUGCCCUGGGUAGGGAGCGGCGUUGGCAGCCCCAGGAAGAGCUCACCAGGCAUCUCCUGCCCCCAGGCCAGCUGCUCAGGAGGGCUGGGGAUCGGGCCCUCACAGUGGCUGAAAAUAAAGUGUAUGCCGCCC